UUGGUCCAGCUCUGAUGGUCUGGAAAUGACCUGCUCAGACUCUGUCAGACUGGUGGACGGGACUGGUCUGUGUUCAGGCAGACUGGAGGUGAGGUCUGACCAGCGCUGGUCCCCAGUGUGUGAGGAGGACUUGGACCUGCAGGGUGCUCAGGUGGUCUGCAGGGAGCUGGGCUGUGGGGCUCCUUCAGUCUUCAAGGGGGGAAUGUUUGGAGGAGUGGAGGCUCCGUUCUGGACUAAGAAGUUCCAGUGUGAAGGCCACGAGUCUGCUCUCCUGGACUGUCCAGACUCAGGGUUGACUGGAAACACCUGUCCAGCUGCUACAGCUGUUGGCCUCACCUGCUCAGGCCCUGAUGAAGUCCAGUUGGUGGGAGGAUCCAGCACCUGCUCUGGUAGACUAGAGAUCAACCACCAUGGAGAGUGGAGACCAGUGGAACCUUGGGACACUUCCUGGACUCUAAAGGUCACAGCUGUGAUUUGUAGAAGACUGGACUGUGGCUCUGCUGUUUCAUCUAGACAGAUAAAGGAAUCCUCUAACAGACCUGUGUGGAGGAUCAUCCCCGGUUGUGUAGAGUCUAAAUCUACAUUAAAGGAAUGUGUGGACAUAGAGGAUGUGUCCAGCUCUGAUGGUCUGGAAAUGACCUGCUCAGACUCUGUCAGACUGGUGGACGGGACUGGUCUGUGUUCAGGCAGACUGGAGGUGAAGUCUGACCAGCACUGGUCCCCAGUGUGUGAGGAGGACCUGGACCUGCAGGGUGCUCAGGUGGUCUGCAGGGAGCUGGGCUGUGGGGCUCCUUCAGUCUUCAAGGGGGGAAUGUUUGGAGGAGUGGAGGCUCAAUUCUGGACUAAGAAGUUCCAGUGUGAAGGUAACGAGUCUGCUCUCCUGGACUGUGGAGGAUCUGGCUCAGGUAGAAACACCUGCUCACCUGGUAAAGCUGUUGGACUCUCCUGUGAAUAUCCAGAUUAUAUCAGGUUGGUGGGAGAGCCCAGCCGGUGUGCAGGAACACUGGAGAUGAAACACAAGGAAAAGUGGAGACCUUUGUUAGAGUAUUGGUAUUCUGAGUGGGACCAGAGGUCUGCAGCUGUAGUGUGUACAAUUCUGAAAUGUGGUUCUGCUGUUUCAACAAGAAGAGUGGAACAUGAUGAUGAAAGAGUGAUGUGGGUGAUCGGAGCUUCCUGUGUCCAGACAACAUCUUCUCUGUUUCAGUGUGUAGAUCAUGGAUAUCACUGCAGCUACGAGGACCUUGAGGUGAUCUGCUCAGAUUUGCUUGAAAAGCCAAACAUCACCUUCUCCUUCUCCACUGAUGGGGUCUCCGAGGCCACGCCGCAGGGCUACCAGGCCCUCAGUGGCACUAGCUUCAACAUCACGUGCUCCAUCAGACCUCAGUAUGAAGGAGGAGAUUUCCAGCUCAUCUUCUCUGACUCCAUCACAACACAGAGCUACACCCAGACAGCUGUCAACCAUGCUGCCCACUUCCUGUUUCCUCCUGCAGACCAGAGCCACGGAGGGCAGUACAGCUGUGUUUAUCACCUCCAUGUUUUCUCCCAGACCUUCUCCUCAGAGAGCCAGACUGUCUCUCUCACUGUUGGAGACCCUCUGAGAGACCUGAUCAUCAGAUGUGUGGUCCUGAUUGGUGGUCUGCUGACGAUCAUCACUGCCCUCUACUGCUGCUAUAAGGUCAAAACCAAGCAGCAACCUCCGGUCCUGAAUAAUGAAGUCAACGUGGAAAUGCAAAUACUUACAACACCACAAGAGUCCACUUGAGGCUGGCUGCAGGAACAGUCCAGUCUGGACUCCAGUUAAACAGCUGGUUUUUACAGUAGAGUUAAACUGGUUUACAGACUGGUUCAAAAAAA
This is a messenger RNA of Cheilinus undulatus (humphead wrasse), 1854 nucleotides long. Its product is annotated as CD5 antigen-like. NCBI's taxonomy places the organism in Eukaryota, Metazoa, Chordata, Actinopteri, Labriformes, Labridae. The transcript is spliced from 8 exons. Gene Ontology annotation, cellular component: membrane. Bases 26 to 1762 code for a protein of 578 amino acids. The record is from RefSeq and is a predicted model, not a curated record.